Drosophila biarmipes is the source of this 3299-nucleotide messenger RNA. RefSeq names its product transcription termination factor 2. The transcript is spliced from 5 exons. Gene Ontology annotation, molecular function: ATP binding; ATP-dependent chromatin remodeler activity. The record is from RefSeq and is a predicted model, not a curated record. NCBI's taxonomy places the organism in Eukaryota, Metazoa, Arthropoda, Insecta, Diptera, Drosophilidae. Bases 106 to 3036 code for a protein of 976 amino acids.
ACCCUUCCCCGGACUUCUUUAAAAAUAUUGAAACAAGUUAAGUCUCGUCAUAGGUUGCUGCAACUUGAACGUUCAAUGUUUUAACGCGCUAUUAAAAGUUUCAAAAUGGCGCCUGACAAGUCGCAAAGCCCUUACCCGAGAUCUGAUUCUCCGCCCUGCUGCAGUUCAUCGGCGAUCCGCAACCUGAAGAAUUCCUCAUUCGGGUAUAAGAACUCCCCGUGUUAUCCCGUGGAAACGUCUUCGUCAUCGGAAGAUAACGAACGAUCACGCAGCACGCAAGAUCGGACAGGCGGCAACUUGACGGACGCCUCUGACGAAAUUAGCAAUCAGCAGGCACCAGAUGACGCGAGUCUUGAGUUGUCCAGUGAAUACGCCAGCAAUGCAGGUGCAAUUUUUGUCAGCGCGUCAGAGUAUUCCGAAAAGAAGAUGCAAAUCGAUCAGCUGGUACAGAAGAUGCUCGCUAUGGAGCAACAGCAGCGACAGCUGGAGGAGAAUGGAUGCUGCAACGAGGAACUCCUCGAUCUCAAAGUGCGCCUGGGGAAGCUCAACGCCCGACUGGAGGCACUCGGUGAGUUUCUGGACACGCUGCGUGUGCAGGAUGUACAGCCUGUGAUCAAGAUCAAGGAUGAGCCCGAGAUUGAGCAGAUCGAACAGCCCCAGUGGUCCAACUUGUACUCGGGCCUAAACCGCUAUCGCCACAAGGCGAAGCACACUUCUGCGGAAUUCUAUCAGCACAAAAGCAACAUAAUUGACAGUCUGAAGACCCUCUAUGAGCCUUCUGAGCCAAGUCCCACAAUCGAUGACUUGGAAAAGCAACCUGAACUCCUGAUGGUGCGCCUGCUGAAGCACCAGAAGGCUGGCUUGAAAUGGAUGCAGUUCCGCGAGCGGCAGAAGAUCUGUGGUGGAAUCCUGGCCGACGACAUGGGUCUGGGCAAGACAUUGAGUAUGAUCGCCCUGAUCUUGGCCUCUCAGGAAACUAAAAACAAGAAACGGGAAGAGAAGCAGCGGGCCUUGAAGUUAAAGUGGACCCAGGAGUUUAAUCGAAUGAAGACUAAUAAAGUCCGACAAUUUCGUAUGUUUGAUGAUGACGAGGAGUCCGAGGAGGAAGAAAAGUACGAGCCACCAGAGAAGCGAUUAUGCCAGGCCACUACUAAAUUAGGCAUAAAAUUUCGUGUUCUCGAUGAUGAAGAAGAGGCUGGAGAAAAGAAAGAUGUCAAGGCGGCAGAAAAGCCCUCUGAACCAGAAGUUUUCAGUUCAGAUGAAGAGGAGCAGGCUAACGUUCGCUAUCCCUCGGCAAACACAUUAGUCGUGUGCCCAAUGAGCUUGAUGUGCCAGUGGGCCCAGGAAGUUUCUACCAAAGUGGCGCCAAAUGGCCUCAAGGUGUUGACAUUUCACGGACCCAAUCGCCAUGAUAUCGGGAUAGAGGGCUUUAGAAGCUACGAUAUAAUCAUUACCUCAUACAACCUUUUAAUAACCGAACUCAAGCGAUAUGGAAAUGCAUCCCUGCUCUUCGCCGUACACUGGAACCGCGUUAUCCUGGACGAAGCCCACGUCAUUCGGAACGUACGAACCAGUGGCUGUAGCUCAGUCUGCCAGCUUCGAGCCCGUUGUCAUUGGGCCUUGACAGGAACUCCUGUCCAGAACAGAGCCAUCGAUGUGUUUGCUUUGCUGCGCUUCUUGGAGGUACCGAAUUUUCGCGACCUCCAGCAGUGGAAAAAGUACUUAAAUGAAGGCAUGCGCGGCCAUCGCCGGCUAAACUUUAUUAUUAAACCUUUAAUGCUGCGCAGGACAAAGAAACAGCUGCAGAAAUCAGGCGACAUGCCUGCACUGCCACCUUUAAAAGUUGAAUUAAUUUGCGUACAGCUGUCGGAGCCGGAAAUGGCGGUGUACCAGAUUUUAUCCGCCAUCUCGAAAAACAUAUUUACUCAAUUUUUGAGGCAACGGGAGCAGGGUAACAGUGAUUUAAAUUAUUAUGCCCUAGAAAGGACGCCGCAGUUUAUGGAGGAAUCAUUUGACGUAAAGUACACUGCAAUCUACCACAGAUUCCUGAAGUCACUUGGUUACCAUCCGGGAGCUAAGAUCAAGGGUAUCGUUAUCCUGGUGUUGCUUCUACGUUUGCGACAGUUCUGCUGCCAUCCGGGUCUAAUGCUUGGGAUGCUGUGUGGUGCCAUGACCGCCGAAGAUGUCCAGAACGUGAGGGUGGACGUUUCAGAUGUAGAGGGUUCACUUAAGAUGGAUGUACUUGCGGAAUUGGACAAGUACGAUCAACCUGCUAACGAAGAUGAUUUGUUUGAAGAAGAGGACGAUGUUCCGAGAAAUCAAAAUGUCAAACUGGAGGACGUAAAAGAUGAAAAGGACACCCUCACAGAAGUUAUGGAGGAGACUAUGCCGUGGGAUAUGGAAGAUGAACAACCAUCAGGUAGUUCCCAUAAUCCACUAGAUGCUGCCAGAGCUCUUAAGCUGCUUAAUCCUCAGAAUCCCAUCUUCGAAUUUGAACGGCCUUCUGCCAAACUAAAACUAGUCCUCGAGAAGCUGGACGAGCUACUUACGGGAACCAACGACAAAAUCAUUGUUACAUCUCAGUGGCUGAGCUACCUUAGCAUCAUUCGCACGCGUCUGCAGGAACAAUCAUGGGAAACACUUGACUUUACUGGCCAAUUGUGCGCCAAAGAUCGCGAGCUGGUACUGCGAGACUUCAACGCCAGCAAUGACAAGCGGGUUCUCCUGCUUUCCCUCACCGCAGGCGGAGUCGGACUGAAUCUCAAUGUGGCAAAUCAUAUGAUUAUGGUGGACCUUCAUUGGAACCCGCAGCUCGAGCGACAGGCUCAGGAUCGUAUCUAUCGAUAUGGUCAAAAGAAGCCCACCUUCAUUUAUCGCUACAUGUGUCAGGACACCGUGGAACAGCGAAUUAAGGCGCUGCAGGAUUACAAGCUAGAGAUUGCCAAAGUAGUGGUUCCAGAGGAAGAAGGAGGUGUGUCCAGACGCGGUGGCGGUGGUCUUAACCUCGAGGAGCUUAAGAAACUGUUCUCAAUGUGAGAUUAAAUAUUUAACUUCGUUUUAUGUUUAUUUAAGCAGUCUACGUUUUUUGUUAUCCUUGAAAAUUUUGAAAUCGUAUCCGUAUCACAGAGUUCAUUAAGCUCUUUAAUUUUUUGUUACUUAUGUUACUCAGAACUAAAGUAAGGUUUUGUACUCUUCUGUACAGUCGUAAACUUGACCUCAGCAUUUAAUGCGAUUUGUUAACUAUUAAUGUGUUCAUCGGUUAACAAAGAAAGUAUAUAUAUAAUAUAUAUUUUGAUAAA